Aspergillus udagawae is the source of this 1179-nucleotide messenger RNA. RefSeq names its product replication factor C subunit 2. Gene Ontology annotation, biological process: DNA repair; DNA-templated DNA replication. Gene Ontology annotation, cellular component: DNA replication factor C complex; nucleus. Gene Ontology annotation, molecular function: ATP binding; ATP hydrolysis activity; DNA binding. The transcript is spliced from 4 exons. NCBI's taxonomy places the organism in Eukaryota, Fungi, Ascomycota, Eurotiomycetes, Eurotiales, Aspergillaceae. The record is from RefSeq and is a predicted model, not a curated record. Bases 1 to 1179 code for a protein of 392 amino acids.
AUGGCUGCCAAUUUCUUUAACAACAAGGCCCGAGCUGCAGCUGCAGCUGCAGCAUCCACCAGCUCGAAGCAGAAGCCAACGGAUGCAAAGGAGGAGCAGACACGACUGCAGCCAUGGGUUGAGAAGUACCGGCCCAAGACCCUCGAUGAUGUAGCCGCGCAAGACCACACCACGAAAGUCCUUCAACGGACAUUACAAGCUUCAAAUCUCCCUCACAUGCUUUUCUAUGGCCCCCCCGGUACAGGAAAGACCUCAACCAUCCUCGCCCUUGCAAAAUCGCUAUUCGGCCCUGCUCUUUAUCGGUCACGUAUCCUCGAACUGAACGCCUCAGACGAGCGUGGCAUUGGCAUUGUCCGAGAAAAGGUCAAGGGAUUUGCCCGCACGCAACUCAGCCAACCGACCGGAUUGGACCCAUCAUAUUUCGAACAAUACCCCUGCCCACCGUUCAAGAUCAUCAUCCUGGAUGAGGCGGAUAGCAUGACUCAGGAUGCACAGUCUGCGCUAAGACGCACGAUGGAACAAUACAGCCGGAUCACCCGUUUCUGUCUCGUCUGCAACUACGUCACUCGCAUCAUUGAGCCACUUGCCAGUCGAUGCAGCAAGUUCCGCUUCAAGCCGCUGGAUAAUUCGGCCGCAGCAGAGCGCUUGGCGCAUAUUGCCAAAUUGGAGAAUUUGAAGCUUGAUGAGGGCGUCAUUGAUAAGCUGAUCAGCUGCGGCGAAGGUGAUUUACGGCGUGCCAUUACAUACAUGCAGAGUGCGGCCCGGUUGGUAGGCGCUGGUCGCCCGACGGGUCAGAAAGAUGGGGACGAGGACUCUGAGAUGGCAGACGCCAGCUCGGAACCUAUCACUGUGCGAAUGAUCGAAGAGAUUGCUGGUGUCGUCCCUGAAAGUGUCAUAGAUCGACUCGUUCAGGCCAUGCAGCCGAAGAAAUUGGGGUCUUCCUACGAGGCUGUCUCUGCCGUCGUCACUGAUAUUGUUGCGGAUGGGUGGAGCGCGGGUCAGCUUGUCUUGCAGCUGUACCGACGGAUUGUCUACAACGAUGCUAUUCCGGACAUACAGAAGAACAAGAUUGUAACUGCAUUCUCUGAGAUGGACAAGCGUCUGGUCGACGGGGCAGACGAACAUUUGUCGAUACUAGAUCUUGCUCUUCGGAUAUCAGGCAUCCUAGGCGGCUCAUGA